Molecule: messenger RNA, 8185 nt
Organism: Mizuhopecten yessoensis (Yesso scallop)
Lineage: Eukaryota; Metazoa; Mollusca; Bivalvia; Pectinida; Pectinidae
Product: ataxin-1-like
Exons: 3
Coding region: 56-2293 (745 amino acids)
Biological process (GO): regulation of DNA-templated transcription
Molecular function (GO): RNA binding; protein binding
Source: RefSeq, a predicted model, not a curated record
UUAAAUGAUAUGAAGCACUUGAUGAACAGGUUGAUAAAAAGGACUGUUUACAUGCAUGCUAAUGAGCUGCCACUUAUUCUCCGACAAUAUUUUCAUGUUUGAAAGAUUGUUUUUUAAUUUCACUGGAAAGAUUGAAGCUCUGAUAGCAGCUGAUACUGUUGAACAAGAACAAACAGAGGGGGUACCAUACAGCACAAGACCUUCUCCAGAUGAGCCAUGCUUGAAACAACAUGGCUGCCGUAGUAGAUGGCCAGAGAACCACCUAUCACACAAGACUCUGUGUCAACUUCUAGCCCGACACCCCACAGGCGUGAAUGGUGCUGCCACCCAGCCACCCGAGUCCCAGGCCAAGGUGGACAAAUUCUUCCUAGAGGAGAACAACAAUAUUACCUAUGACGUUGAAGGGGUAUUAUGCCCUGGAGAUGACACCGUACAGGACAAACGAAUGAAUGCAAACAGCCAUGGACAUAACAGAAAUUCUAGUAGAUCUACCAACGGAAGUGCUGUGACUUCGGCUGACAGUUGGACGUCCGAUGUGUCAGCUAGUCCCGGCCAAAGUGGAGGUUCUACUCGGCAGCCUCACCAAGGCAUGCUGAGUGGCCAUCCAUCUAGCCAGGUCCAAGAAUCCUCGUCUCACACAUCAACCAUGUUAGCAUCUGCAGGCUCCCCGGCAAACUUGUCCGGGAUUUUCCGCACACCUGCAACUCUUGUGGAUUCCUCGCAGAGGCAUUUGUCAACAGGAAGUCAGUUCUCUACUCUUUACUCCUCCACGGGUGGAGGGGGAGGAGGAUCGUCACCCUUGUCCUACUCUAACUUACAUGGGGCACAUCCAGCCACUGUGGUGGCUGCACAGGGCUCGCACUUGCAAGCCCCGUAUAGUGCUUUCUACCCUCAGUUUUCACCUCAUGGCGGAUACACACAUCGGUCAAUGUUGGCUGCCCAGUACCCACAUAUAGAGUCAUACUCAGCUGUCCUACAGAGUAUGGGCAGCCAGGUCCAACACGCCUCUCAAACCCAGCUACCUCGCAACUCGUACCUAUCCGGUCAGAUACCUCAGUACUCGAUCCUCGGGGGCAAUCAAAGAUCCCUUUCUGUGUCCACAUCUGAUGGCCCCCAGGUGGCGCCCCGUCACUCCCCAGCGGCAGGGCAGCACUCUGGGGAUUCAGCAGCUAGAGAACGGGACAUAGAGGGGCGCUCAGGGGGGCGUGAGUAUUCAACGCAGUACAAGGACGACCGAUCACACAGUCUUUCAUCCAUCGAACUCGGCAGCGGGGGCAAGUCUGUGUCUUUUAAGGACUUACCUCCCCGUCAUGACUCUCUGUGUAGUAAGGAUCAGAGUGACUAUAAAGUGCCUAGUGGAAAAGAAGGCAGUCGCAAACACCGAAUACUGACUCGGCCCUCGGACAGCGUCAUAGAGAGUUCCUCCGUAGAUGUACAAAGUGGCUCAUAUAGCAGCAAUAGAUCAUCAGAUCAACCGUCCCCGAAACGAUCAAAGGCAGGCUACGGAGCCCCAUUGCCCCCGGUCAACCCCCGUGGGGCAAGUGUUGAGCAGGGUGUGGUAGAGGUCGGCGCAGGCGCCCCCCAGUCCUCAAACCUACACUAUCCCCCUCAUUUCAUGAAGGGGUCAAUUAUACAGCUAGCUAAUGGAGAACUGAAACGUGUUGAAGAUCUGCAAACAGAUGACUUUGGACAAAGUGCUGAUAUCAGCAGUGAUCUCAAAAUAGAUUCCAGCACCGUAGUGCGCAUGGAGGAGAAAUGUGAUCGCAGCACGGUUGUCCUGGGUUUUGUCGUGGGCGAACAUCGAGUACAGGUGACUGUGGAGGCGACAGUGGAACACCCGUUCUUUGUGUUUGGGCAAGGCUGGUCCUCAUGCGAUCCCGACAAGACCCUAGAGCGGUACGGCUUGGAAUGUCAUAGACUAUCGGUGGGGGAUAUUUGUAUCUCCCUCACACACAAGGAGGUUGCCGCGCGUGGUGCCGAGCUAUCACAGCAGCAGCUACGCCAUCAGGAGGAGAAUAGGCAUCUACAGCAAAACAGGUCCCCAACCUUGACUUUCCAGACCCCAAGGUCAAUAAACAAGUGUUCUCAAGGUCAAGGUCAAAUGUAUUUUAAUGUGUCAUCAGCAGAAAACAUGGAAAAGAGUCCACAGAAUUCUCCUAUAGACACAGUAGGGGACAUAAAUCAGGACCAGCACCCGGUGGAUAAUCGGCCACCACGGAAACGCCACUGGUCAUCAUCUGACCACAAUAAUGACAGUGUUCACAAUGACCAGAAGAAGCAAGAAAAGUCCUAAUGUACCAGAUCAAGAUCAGGAACAAAUUCUAUUAUUGUUAUGACACAAUUUCUUUUCAUAUGAAUUUUAUUAUUUAACGUAUUCAAAAUUGUAUGUUGCCCACAGAUCUUUGUCUGCUCAUCUGCUUAUGUUAUAAUUAUUGUAGAUGUAAGAAGUGUCACUCUGGCCUUGGGUUAGUAGCGUUUAAACAUUCCCGUCUCCCAGACCUGAAGGUGGUAGUCUCUCUGAAUGGAUACAAUUAGAUUACUGAACACAGCCAGACAUGACAAAGGUUUCAGAUCCUAACAAAAAUAAAUGUAUUUUAAAACCCGAGAACUCCUACAAGAGUUCACUGCCAGUGGGAGAAUGUUCCUGGUACAUGUUAAAUAUUUUGUUUUGCCAAAAGACUGAUAGAUAAAAGCAUUAUGAGGAUUGAAGCAUUAUCUGUGAUGUGAGGGGACUAUAUGGCUGCCUAUUGACAGAUAUACCAGCUGAUGAAAGCUGUCAGCCUACCCAAGACAAGAGUUGUAGUGACCCAGAUAUUGAUCCGGCUCUGAUAGCCUCUUGUAUUAUUGGGAUCAGUGUGACACUUGUUACUUUCUAUGACAGCUUCUUGCAUUGAUGUAUAUUACAUUUCUUUCCAUAUGUUUGAUGAUGCAAUAUGUAAGCUAGCUUCAGUUGGCUCAUGCUGAUGUAGCAUUUUACAACUAUAGUGACCCCAUUAUUAUUAUUCAAAGCAGUUCUAGGUUACACAUUUUAGUUGCUACUGUGUUGUCCUACAUGUUACUGGUGUGUUCAUUGUCAUGAUGAUACAAACUGCCCAUAAAUCAUAAUCUAGAAAAACCCUGGCAAGCAAUUUAUUCGAAUUUCCUUUCAUUCACAAUAACAGCUACACACAAAUGAAAAACAAUCCAUCAGAAAAAUUUCACUUGAAAUUUGAAAUAUCAACACUACAUGAUGGUGUAGAGUGUAGCCCCGGUGACAUGUGUAUCUGUUCAGCAUGUUAAUCAAGUUCCAGUUACCUCCCUUACACAAGUUCAUCAAUUAGAAGGAUGAUAUCAUGAGUUACCUGUGUGUUUUACCUAAGGAAGCUGAUAACAGGUAGUUUAGGAGUCUUUUAUUUAACUAAGUACACCCUGUAAAGGUAUCUAUGUGUUACCCCAGCUUUGGUUCAGCCAGCUUAUCUAGAGACCAAACUUAGGUGUAAACUCAGCGUUCAUCAUGUUAUAAUGCUGAACAAAUAUAGUAUUUUAUUUUCAAAAGCUGGUUCAGCAUAGGAAGGGAUUCACAAAUCGUGUGAUUGAUAAAUCUGGUUAUAAGGGUUGAAUAUGUAAUGGGGAGGUCCAUAUGAAGAGAUUGGAGUAGAGAUCUGACUGUUUUACACGUUACAUAUCAAUAAUUGGUCCGAUCAACAUGCCCUGUUAUUGUAUGCGAGUGAGGUAAGCUACAGGUAAACCAAGUAGUUACAUGUCUACAUAGCUUACUGUAGUAAUUUUAUACCUGACUUACAUCAACACCUAGGAGAAACCUGUGUGCUAAUGAGAAACCUGUUUGCUAAAUAGAUAAAUAUCAAAUCAAAUCAGUUUUGUAUUGUAAAUUAGUUUAAACUAAUCAAAUAACAUGUUUGCCAAAAUUAAAUUUUGCAUUCAAUUUGAUUUUCAAAAUAAUUAUAGCUGAAAAGAAUGUGUGGUUUUCUCUCUCUGCAAUCACAAAUUGAUAUUGGAAAACAUUGCCAUGGGCUUCAAAUGUUAAAGAAAAAGUUAUUUAAAUAAACACUUAUAUUAGGUAAUCAGUGUAUAGUAAUAUAACAAAUGAUCAUUAGGAGGGUAGUUAACCAACCUGGCGGCCUAAUCUAGAAUACCACCAAUUAACUAGUGUAUGAUUAGAUUGGGUCAAAACAGUUACAAACAAAAUAGGUAUCCUUUCUAAACCACAUGCUGAACCCGUACACCUGCAGAGAUUUAGAUGUAAACCUGUAAAACCCUGUCUAAUCUGACAUGUUUGGUCCCUUUCGCUGCCUUUGGUCAGUUUAGACAGGUUUCACUAUGUGUAAUACAAUAUAACUGCUAUAUCAUAAUUAUGUGUCGUAGUGCAAUCUACAUGUGAUCAAGGUUUGUUUUUUGUCGGCGUCUGGUGUAGUUUGUCGGUGUGAUUUUGUUUCUGUUUUGAUGUAUUCAUUUAGAGGUCAAGUGGCUUACAUAUUGAGAAAUUAAUGGUGUAUUGUGAUCAUUUCACAUCCUCAAUUUAUUUUUAGUUCUCUCUUUUACUCCAAAGGACAUGUAAAUAUCAGAACGUUUCCUGAUUAACAAGUGUUUGCUGAUAGGAUGAGAAUUUAUUAGAUCUUUAUUUUUUCAGUAUUAUUUCUCGGUUAAGUUUUAUCUUUGGUCUUGGUUAAGUUGUCAGUAAAAAUACAACAGCAAAGUUUUAUAACAUUGGUCAGAUGGGUGUCCAAGCGAUGUAAAACAACAUACUUGUUUAUUAACCGGUGUAAAACAUGUUGGGUACUUCAACAUAAAGGAGUAAAAUAAAUCAACAAAUCUUGAUUACAAAAUUUAGACACGGAAGAUCAGUUCAGGAAUGUUAUUAGCAUGUUUAUAAAGUUAUUGACUACAAGGAUAGAGGCUGACAUUUUGCAAUGUUGUUUUUCAAGUUAUUUUGUAAAAUGUACGGACAACUACUGAAGAGAAAUACAGCUGUGGUAUUGUGUUAUAUGUUUGGUAAACUUCUUGUUGUGUAUUGGUACUUGUAUCUAUUUUUAACACUAUUUAUGAAAAAUCAAAAUGGUUUAAUUUCUAUGUGAGAAAGAUAAAAAGUUGGUUGUUGAAAUGUUUUUCCUGACAGGAAAAAUGUGUAGAAAUAAUUUCAUGAGAUGGCCUUUUACAUGCACCAAUGUUACGAUGAAUUGAUGUUUGUCCGUGCUCUGUUUGUAGCUUGAGGUGAAAGGACACAUGUCCCUCAGGGUUCUCAUGAUAACAAAAACGAAAAAGUCCCCAUGUACUGUUUCCAUGGUGACAGUUUGACUGUUGCCUAAAUAAUGUUCUCAUAUUUUUCCAUUUGUCACCCUGACAACAUAUGUUUCCAUUUGUCACCCUGACAACAUAUGUUUCCAUUUGUAACCCUGACAACAUAUGUUUCCAUUUGUCACCCCGACAACAUAUGUUUCCAUUUGUCACCUUGACAACAUAUGUUUCCAUUUGUCACCCCGACAACAUAUGUUUCCAUUUGUCACCCCGACAACAUUUGUUUCCAUUUGUCACCCCGACAACAUAUGUUGCCAUUUGUCACCCUGACAACACAUGUUUCCAUUUGUCACCCUGACAACACAUGUUGCCAUUUGUCACCCUGACAACACAUGUUUCCAUUUGUCACCCUGACAACAUAUGUUGCCACACUGUCACCCUGACAACACAUGUUGCCACACUGUCAUCUACUCAUAUGUAGCCACGUUACCCUCUCACAUCUCCAUGGCAACGACAGCAUUUCUUCGCAAUAUACACUUAAUGUGUUGUCAUAUGGAAACGCUGUCAUGUUGCCAUGGAAAUGUUGGUGAUGUGACUGAUGAUUUGUUAGGAUGCAUGGAAACUUUGUCAUGUAUCGUGGUGUUAUUUAGUAGGAAGAUUGUGAUAGUACUGGAUCUGUGAAUGGUAAAGCCAUGUAUAAAGUUUAAAUGUAUGACAAGAUAUAUAAAAGUAUAUGUAUAUAAAUCUAUAUGGGAUUGACAUCAGUUUGUUACUCUGGUCAGUCUGUUUUAACAUUGUUACUUACGCAUCAAUCCCUGAAUCAUUCAUUGUCAUCAGUCAUAGAGUUUAAAUGUUGGACGCAGCUGUUGUAUUUUUAAAAGCCUGUUGUCAUCUGUGAUAUGUUGAUAAAAAAGUUAUACUGUUUUACCUGUUACUCAUUGUCCAUGGCACAGCAUUUAUGGCAUGUUAAAGAGAUAUCCCAGUUUUAUUACAGAGCACGAGUAUUUUAAUAUGAGUGAAUAUGAUUUUCAACUGGUAAGAAGCCUGUUUCUGGCUUGAUUGCUGAACUGUGUCACUAGUAUGUGAUGAUACAGAUAAGUUGACUUUAGGGAACCUCCAAAAUACUGCUAGAAUGGUUCCAAAAUCUGCCAUUCUGUGUUAACCUGUGAUAGGAUUCCAGGAGUGUUUGAGAGACUGAUUAGGAUUGGUUAGUUUAAAUGUGAUGUUCAUACAGUCAUAAACUACAACUAGAAUUUAUCUAAGACAUUAGGAUCUCAGUCUACAGUCACUGUAUAUUUUAUUGAGUUGUUAACAAAAUGAAUUGUAUUCAAAUGGCAACACUGAAUCUUAUGAUCAAAUGUUUUUCCUACUAGAAAUUAUUUAUGCUACAAGACUGUCGACUGUCAGAAAUUAAAAUUGAAAUACCUUAGUAUCAACUGUCAGAAAUUAUAAUUGAAAUACCUUAGUAUCAAUUGUCAGAAAUCACAAUUGAAAUACAUUAGUAUCAACUGUCAGGAAUUAUAAUUGAAAUACAUUAGUAUCAACUGUCAGGAAUAAUAAUUGAAAUACAUUAGUAUCAACUGUCAGAAAUUACCAUUUAAAUACCUUAGUAUCAAUUGUCAGAAAUCACAAUUGAAAUACAUUAGUAUCAACUGUCAGAAAUUAUUAUUGAAAUACAUUUGUAUCAACUGUCAGAAAUUAUAAUUGAAAUACCUUAGUAUCAACUGUCAGAAAUAUAAUUGAAAUACUGUAGUAUCGACUGUCAGAAAUUUGACAGAUAAAACUAAAUAAACAGCACUAUUGAUGCUCAAAUUUUUUAAUUGAUAAAAUUAAUUAGCAAUUAAACUGUACAAUGCAGUAUAAAUGUUUCAGUAGAAGGGUAUUUGUUCCCGACUUGUUGAUGUUUAAUUGUUUGGUACAUGUGAACUGACAGACAGGUAGAUAUAAUCAUAUAUAAUAAAUGGAUAUACCACCAGGCUGACUAGGUUAGUGUGACGGGGAAGUUAUCAUGACAGUACAUGUACAGUUAGGGCGAGCCACUAAAUAAUUAUGUGUAGGGGGAAAAAACUCCCCAGGGAUAUUUCAUUGUGUAGCAAAUUACAAUUGAUUUUUCGUUGUCCUGAAUUUUUUGACAAGCAGUAAAGUGAGGUAGUAUGCUGUGCCUGUAAGGUGGUGUAUAUACUGCUACAGAUCUAGAAUUCAAGUAUACAGAAGUUUUGUUUAGUUUGGGUGUCCAUGUACAAGUGCAUGGUGAGUAAAUGUGUUACGAGAGGAUCAUUGAAGUUUGUAUGUGUGAUUUUGUGUGUGUUUUCCUUUGAUUGGGGAAGGAAGGAUCUUGUGAUUAUGAGUUAUAACAACUGUAAACAAGACUCUGUUAUAGCUUUGCCAAGCAAAGUCUGCCGUCGAUACAGUUACAGCGAUCAGAAAAGUGCUUAUGUAUAAUAAUCAAAUGUAUUAAGAUUAUAAAAACUAAUUGUAUGGAAGAUACAAUGAGGAAUUAUCUCACUCAAAGUGCUACCUUGUUUACUGGACACACUCUAACACUACCAUGUCAGGAUGACCAGACAAGUUCAGAUUAAUUGUUUUUCCAAAUCUUUAUUUCCAGAACUUGGAAGAAAUAAAGAGAAUUGAAUUUGACCAGAACAAAACAAAAUCCAUAUUUGAUAAAAAGAUUGACAAAUACAAUUUUGUGUCAAUUUUGGAAAUAUUCAUUAGAACAUUGCAUAUGAGUUGAUGUGUUAUCUGAUCUCAUUGUGAUCAAAGGUACCGCCCCCAUUUGUAGGAAUCAUUGAUGACGUAUUGUGAUUAGAUGGUAUCAGAGGUUCGGUCAGACUGACAUGGCAGUGUUUCGGGUGUGUGCAGUGUAUCAAAUGUUUGUCAUCAGUUUUACACAAAUAAGUGCUACGUUACUGGAGUUGUACUAUUCUAAAUAAAAAACAUUAUAGAAACACAA